Molecule: messenger RNA, 1596 nt
Organism: Ogataea haglerorum
Lineage: Eukaryota; Fungi; Ascomycota; Pichiomycetes; Pichiales; Pichiaceae
Exons: 1
Coding region: 1-1596 (531 amino acids)
Source: RefSeq, a predicted model, not a curated record
AUGUCUUCUGAAAAACCGGCUCUCAAGCCGAAACCAAAGAUACCGCCUCCGGUGAAGGCUAAGAAACCGCAGCUGGCAGCAACGGCCUUGCUGGACUCGAAGUCCCCAGUGAACGCGUCAUCGGCGGUGAAAAGUAAUCUCACCAAGACGGUGUCUCAAACGUCUGAAAAAUCAACGUCUCCGCAGUCUCCAAAACCUGAGUCUUCGACAACCGAGCUGUACACUGCUACUGUGUCCAAGUUUCCGCCGCCGCCUGUCCAUGUCCUCCGCAAUAAGGCACAGGCCUCGGUUGCAAUUGACAAAUCAUCUCCGGCCGCUUCCAGUCCUGAGCAAAAACCCACAUCUCCUGUUUCUUCCCAGAGCCCUGUCUCUUCAGACGACGAGGAUGCACCUCCACUUCCAUUGCGUCCUUCGCGUACGGAAUCGGUGUCAUCGGUGGAAGAGGAAGAUGCUCCUCCGCUUCCUAGACGGCCUACAGCCUCUGCCAAAUCUGCCCUGGUCGACGAAAUCGAGUCCAAACUUCAGCCCCCAAGGCCCGAGAGAUUCCAGAAACACUCGUCUCCAGACUCGGAGAAACCGAGACCCCCAAGGCCUGGUAAACCGUCUCUCAAUCUCAAGCCGAACACAGACUCGUUCUCCAGGAAUAUUUCGUCCGACCUGGAGAAAUUGAGCAUUUCUAGCUCCAAGCCUCUGCUCUCUCCUCCAAAUCCACCUAAAUCUCGUUCCCCGGCCCAUUCGUCGGGGACGUCGACUCCACCGUCUCCUCCAAAACCUCGCACAAAGCCAUCUGCUCCUCCACCACGCUCUGGACUAAGAACAAAUUGGAAGGCCCCUGAUCUGAAUUUGGAAUUGUCAACAGGGUGGUUCGCCAAAGACGAUUUCGAAAACCAUCUACCUACUGACCUGAAAGGCCUAGACUACGCUACAUCGUUUGGCUACAACUCGAAAGAGUUCUUCAGAGUCGUCGUGUUCCGCAACAAAGACCUUUCCACCAUCAAGCUCAGGUUCACGUGGCCGAAAUCAGGAGAUCCGGGUGUUUCCGUCGAGCACGAAAUCAAGUUUGUGCCUCCGCCGCAGGCUACUAAAGCACAGCUCGAAGAAGGAGCUUCGCUGUAUGGCGAACAUGUGGCAGGAUGGACAGAGGCGCACAAGGGCAAGAAAGUGGGUGACGGAGAGUGUUGGACUCUUGCGCAUGACGCCUUGCAACGGGGCUGUGGCAAGCACGCGUUCGUCUCUUCUGGCCUCGUUCAUGGUGCUCUUCUGUCCACCAUCACGGGGAAAAAGGGCGGACCUGAAGUUCGCAAAGAACCAGUCUCCGACACAGUCAAAAGAGGCGAUAUAUUGCAGUUCGCUAACUGCUGUUUCCGGUACCCAAACAAGGCACUGUUUUAUGGUUCGCCAGACCACACUUCGAUUGUUGGUCACGUGACGGGCUCCACGGAGCUACCUAGAUUGCAGGUGUUGCACCAGAACGUGAAUGGCGAGAAGAUAGUGAUUGAGGAGUCCAUCGAUCUGGACAUGCUCGUCGAAGGCAGUGUCAAAGUCUAUAGACCGAUUGGCGCAGGCUGGAUCUCUGAGCUAUCUCCUAUGUGGUGA